Monodelphis domestica (gray short-tailed opossum) is the source of this 2828-nucleotide messenger RNA. It is a transcript of the gene SYNC, whose product is annotated as syncoilin, intermediate filament protein. Gene Ontology annotation, biological process: intermediate filament-based process. The record is from RefSeq and is a predicted model, not a curated record. Gene Ontology annotation, cellular component: neuromuscular junction; sarcolemma; cytosol. Lineage: Eukaryota; Metazoa; Chordata; Mammalia; Didelphimorphia; Didelphidae.
UUGACUCUAAAUGGCAGUGAAGGAGCCAUUCUUUCUACCAGUGACAUCAGAGGGCCUCUCCUUUACCUUUCUUUUCUUUUACACCCUUACCUUCUGUCUUAGAAUCACUACUGUAUAUUGGCUCCAAGGCAGAAGAGUGGUUAAGGGUUAGGCAAUGGGGGUUAAGUGACUUGCCCAGGGUCACACAUCUGGGAAGUAUCUGAGGUCAGAUUUGAACCUAAGACCUGGCUCUUAAUCCACUGAGCUACCCAGCUGCCCCUCUCUUUACCAUUCUAAUUGCUCCUCAUUCCAUUGUUUCAGUUGUAUCCAACUCUUUGUGACCCCAUUUGGAGCUUUCUUGGCAAAGAUCCUGGAGUGGUUUUCUGCUUCCUUUUCCAGCUUAUUUUUGACAGAUGAGGAAAUUGAGGCCAACAGGGUUAAGUGAUUUGCUCAGAGUCACACAGCUAGGAAGUGUCUGAGGCCAGAUUUGAACUCAGGAAGAUGAGUCUUCCUGACUCUUGGCCCAGCACUCUGGGCCUAUUUUGCCCUCAAUUCAACAUUUACCAAGUGCUCACACAGAGCAAAGAGCUGUGUCUUGAUGUGGGAAAUUAAACAUCAAAAUUAGUUUGCGUUUCCUGAUCUCAAAGCUGAGCAGGAGAACUCAGGAGGAGUUCGGUGAGAAGAGCCAGCCUCACGAAGAGCAUCACUGAGAUUCAUCUUGAAAUCAGAAGGCCCAGAUAUUGAAAAGAGGAGUGAACGGUUUCCCCCCAAGUCCUCCUUCUCAAACUGCUUCGAAUUAACGAGGCCAUGCCAGAAUGUAUUCUGUGUCCAGACAGCAACUCUUCCUAUGUUGAAAGGUGGCCCAUUGGCGUACUGGGCCAAGGACAGGCGGGAACCAUCAGAUCUGGUUCCGGUCCAGACGGCUAUUUACCAGAGACUCAGGGGCAGAGGACAGUGCUUCACUCCAAGAGAAGAAAUUUGAAUUUCUGCAAAAAGAAGAGGCUGUGAACCCAGAGAUGACCCUGUCCCUCCAGGGAACCAUGCACCUAGAGGACAUUCUCUACUUUGGAGCCACAGAUGAUGCUGAUGACACACUGUAUGUAGAAGAGACUCUGAACUCAGAAGAGGAGGGUGAGCCAGAGGAGCCUCUGUAUGUAAGGGAGAUGGACACUCCAGAGGAGAUGCUGUAUGUGAGGGAAACAGUUACCCCAGAGACGCCCCUAAACCAAGAGGAGACAGUCCCCCCAGAAGAGACACUGUAUGUGAGGGAAACAGUCCACCCAGAGAGACUGAAGCAGGAAGAGACAAUUACUCCAGACAAGACCGAAAGAGAUGAGCCGGAGAUGCUGAACCCAGAGGAGAUAAACACACAGGGGGAGAGAGCAAGCCCAGAGGAAAACCUUGCCUCCAAGGAGAGCCUCAGUGUCGAGGACAGCCUGAGUCCAGAGGAAUUGGAGUUGCUGGAAGGCCGUUUCCAGCAAUGCAUUGAAGCUGUAUCCCAGUUGGAGGAGGAGCGGGACCGUCUCAUCCACGAGCUGGUGUUGCUUCGAGAGCCGGUUCUACAGGAGGUACAGAAGGUCCACCAGGACAUUCUGGCCGCCUACAAGCUACAUGCCCAGGGGGAAUUGGAGUGCGAUGGGCUAAGGGAGGAGAUCCGGAUGGUGAAGCAAAAGCUGUUCAAAGUGACAAAAGAAUGCGUAGCCUACCAGUACCAGCUUGAGUGCCGGCAGAAGGAGGUCGCCCAGUUUGCUACCUGCCAGGACGAGCUCACCACUCGCAUUGCCCAGCUAUCUGAGGAGCUGACACAACUCAAAGAUACGUACGAGAAACAGAAAGGCCAGUUUCGGCAGCAGCUAGAAGCCCCCCGGGGUCAGGGGGACAGCCAUUUUCUACAGGAGAGCAGGAGGCUCUCUGCUGAGUUUGAGAGUUUUAUGGCGGAAAGCCGCCAGGGCCUGGAAGAAGAGUAUGAACCCCAACUUAUGCGACUCCUGGAGAGGAAGGAUGCUGGAGCAAAGGCACUGCAGAAAACACAGGCAGAGAUUCAGGUGAUGAAGGAGGCCUUGAGACCGCUUCAAGCAGAGGUCAGACAACUCAGUUUGCAAAAUAGGAACCUGGAAGACCAGCUCUUGCUUGUGAGACAGAAGCGAGAUGAGGAAGUACAGCAGUACAAGGAACAGAUGGAAGAAAUGGAAGACAGACAGAGGCAUCUGAAAAGCAGGGUACAAGUUCAGCAGCAGAAGAACAAAGAGAUGGAGGAGCUAAGGAUCAGCCUCACCGAAGAGCUCUCUAUUUAUAAGGCCAUGCUGUCCCAGAAGCCAGAGCAGCUCGAGGCACCCACUGAUCAGGGAACUGGAAAGGAGACACAGUCUCAAGGAACUGUUUAGAAAUCUAUGGCCGACUCUGUAACCCAGAAACAAAAGACAAAAUCUCUUACUGAAGGAGCACUAAAGCCUCAGUGGACGUUCUUUUCUUUGCAGCGAAAAAGAGAAUGUGAGGGAACCUGGUAAAAUGGGCCAUCUUGUGAAAGGAAUAGACAUUGGCCUAUCAGUUUUAAAGAGACUUGCUGCCCCCUGCCAGAAGCAGAAUACCAGACAACCCUCAGCUUAUAGGGCAUAGAGCUUAUUGCAUUGAAGAAUGGAAGCUCCUGCUGACUCGUAGUAGACUCAUGUACACACUAUGAAAAGGAUACAUCAACAGUGACUAAGUUUAAGCCUCCAGUGUUCUGGAGCAGAAAUUGUUGCCUUAUUUUGACUCAAAACUCUAAGCCUUUGUAAGACAGAGCCAAUGUCAACAAGGCAGCCCAUUUUAAGUUAAGUGGAGUUUUAAAGUUUGAUUUCUCUGUGCCACAA